UUACCUUUGCUCCGCGCGUUCCUCUCGCCGUGUUCCCGCGCCGUUCCGGUCUUCAGGGCGGACUGUGAGAGGAGAGGAGUUAGUCACGCUGCCCCGCCUACAUCCUGACAGCCAAUGUUUGUCUGCCGGGCCAAGAGCUGCAUUAAAAGAGCCGCGGCUUGCCGACCACUGAGCUACGGCAACCCUAUUGCCUGUCACCUGGUGGGCAGUGUGCUCCGGAGCCGCAGCAAAGGUGAAAAAGAGCCGCAUGCGGCUCUGGAGCCGCGGGUUGCCGACACCCGAGCUAGUUCUACAAUGGAAUAUUUCAGU
Messenger RNA from Staurois parvus, 309 nucleotides. The record is from the annotation of a GenBank genome assembly. NCBI's taxonomy places the organism in Eukaryota, Metazoa, Chordata, Amphibia, Anura, Ranidae.